Purpureocillium lilacinum is the source of this 2658-nucleotide messenger RNA. The record is from RefSeq and is a predicted model, not a curated record. Lineage: Eukaryota; Fungi; Ascomycota; Sordariomycetes; Hypocreales; Ophiocordycipitaceae.
AUGGACUCGUACACGUCGUCCUACCGGGACUCGUCGGCGCGGUCUCCCAACGACCGAACCUGGGGCCGCGACGACCGAGAGGACCGGGGUGACCGAGGCGACAACUUUUACCGUGCCAGAUCACCCGGUAUAGACCACCGCCGCAUCCACCCGUGGCUCGCCGAGCUUGAACUAACUUUCCCCCGCGAUGCAGGUAACGAUCGACGAGAACGCCGGCGCUCUCGUUCCCCGGGACCUGUCGACCGUUACGAACCCCGAUCUCGCCGCGAUGACCGCGACAGAGACGAUCGACGCCGCAUUGCCGAGCCACCCGCAAACAUCGAUCGCUACGUCCCGGGUCAGGACACCUCGACUCCUGCCAUCACCAUGAACCCUUUGACCGACCCUGCCCGGCUUCCCUAUCAGGUUGGGUUCUCCUACUUUGGCGAAUGGUGGAGGAUGAAUGAACGGAUCAAGGACGAGAAGGAACGAGCCCGAACUGGUCGCAGAAGGGAACCUGAACGCCCCCGGGGCACCCGCGAGGCGCAGGAAGAGCGCGACAAAGAAAAGGCCAAGAUCCAAGCCGCCUACGACGCCUACAAGGAGGAGCUCCAAGCCAAGAUGGCACGGCAAUUUGUCUCUGAACACAAGAAGGAGCAAUGGUUCAGAGAGAGAUAUGUCGCCGAGGUCAAGGACGAGCUCCGGGCCAAACUCAACGAAAUGCGCCGAGGUGCCUACAGUCAAUGGGAGCAGGAUCUCGAGUCUGGCACGUUCGACAACUUUUCACUUGAAGGCCUCCCGAAGAGCGAGAGCAACGGCGCUGGUGGCGUUGUGGAGAAGGAGGAGGGCGAAGCCACCGCCAGUAAUGAGAUCCUCGGUGUCGGCGACCUUGUGCCUGCCAGCGGUGCCGACAUUCGCGACGAGAACCAGUUCCAGCCGACGCUGCUCAUCAAGACCAUCGCUCCUCACGUCAGUCGCCAUAAUCUGGAAGUGUUUUGCAAGGAGAAUCUGGGCGAAGAAGAGGGCGGAUUCAAAUGGCUCUCACUCUCGGACCCCAACCCCAGCAAGCGCUACCACAGAAUUGGCUGGGUGAUGCUGCAUCCUUCGUCCGAAACCGCGAUUCCCGCCGAUCGGGCCGACUUCAAGGACGAGGACGGCGACGAGACGAUAAAAUCGCCUCAGCCGGUAUCCACGGCAGAGAAGGCGUUGGACGCCGUCAACGGGAAGACGGUUAAGGACGAGGUCCGCGGUGAUUUUGUCUGCCACGUCGGAGUUCAUAAUCCUCCCUCGAACCCGAGAAAGAAGGCCCUCUGGGACCUGUUCUCGGCGCCCGAGCGCAUCGAGAAGGAUUUGCUUCUGGUCCAGAGGCUGGUCAACAAAUUUGAAGAGGACUUUGGGUCCGAUUUCUCGGCCGUCCUCAAGGUUGAGGAGAAAACGGAGGAGCUUCGGCAGUCCGGAAACCUCAAGCCUGCUGCAUCUGCCCAGGCUCCCAAAAAGGCCAAGAAAGCGCGGGACAUGGACGUCGCCAUGGACGACGAGGACGGUAUGGUCGACGAGGAGGAGGAAGAGGAUGGUGCCAUCGACGACGACGAGACAGACGACGAAGACCUUCUUAUUAAAAAGAAGCAGCUCGAUCUUCUGACCGAGUACCUUCGUCGGGUUUUCAACUUUUGCUUCUUCUGCGUCUUCGAGAGCGACUCCAUCCAUGAGCUCACUCGGAAAUGCCCAGGCGGUCACCUCCGCCGACCUCGAAGCACGCUCUCCUCGACGGCGAGGGAAGUGGCCAGAGCCAGUGCCAACGGCGAUCCGUUCCCUGACAAGAAGCGCACAGAACCCGGCGAAGAGGGCGAGGCAGACGCCCCAGAGGGCGAAAAGAAGUUCCGCAACACAUCAACGAAGACUGAACAGCAACUUCUCAGGGCCUACAACUGGGUGAAGACUUUUGAGGACAAGCUCACACAGAUACUGGAUCCGCUGUCCGUCAACCUAAGGAAGUUGGGAGGGCGGCCGGUCGACGAAGCCGUUGACGAGGAAUGCGCCAAAUUCGUGAAGCAGGAAGACGAGCAUAAGUGGCGAUGCAAGGUCCCCGAGUGUACCAAACUGUUCAAGGAAGAGCACUUCUGGAAGAAGCACGUCGAAAAGAGGCACGCAGAGUGGCUGGACGCGAUGAGGAAUGAGUUCGAGCUCAUCAACUCCUACGUCAUCGACCCUUCUCAUAUUGCUCCGUCGAGGACUGACCCCAACUCCAACGGCCACUUUCCGACGCCCAACGGUCAAUCGGCCGCCGGAACUCCAAGAGGAUUCAACCUUCAAAACUUCUCUGUCAACGGCGUCAUGGGGAUGCCCGGCUUCCCAAUGCCUCCAGGCGGCUUCCCGCCCAUGUUCGCCGGCAUGCAAGGCGCGGGAGGAUGGAACGCUGCGGGCGAUGAUCGCUCGGGCGGCCCGAUACGUCGAGGUGGCAUGGGCGGCGGCCGGGGACAGUUUCGGUCUGGCCCAUACGACAGGCGAGGAGGCAAUCGCUGGGACGGCGGCCGCAACAGAGUGGGCGGGUCUCGGUGGGGAGACGGUGCCGGCGGCGCAGCCGGAGGACCACGAGAGGCUGUCCAAGGCCGGAGCUUGAAGAGUUACGAGGAUCUCGACCAGGUGUCUGGCGGCGGGGGCGGCGAGCUCAACUAUUAG